This is a messenger RNA of Ochotona curzoniae (black-lipped pika), 3349 nucleotides long. RefSeq names its product ADP ribosylation factor 3 (gene ARF3). Lineage: Eukaryota; Metazoa; Chordata; Mammalia; Lagomorpha; Ochotonidae. Gene Ontology annotation, biological process: intracellular protein transport; vesicle-mediated transport. The record is from RefSeq and is a predicted model, not a curated record. Bases 226 to 771 code for a protein of 181 amino acids. The transcript is spliced from 5 exons. Gene Ontology annotation, molecular function: GTPase activity; GTP binding. Gene Ontology annotation, cellular component: cytoplasm; plasma membrane.
CCCAAAGCUCAGGAUGUGCCCACAGUCCCUUGAGACUUCUAGAUGUCAUGCAUGUAUCCAGGCGUGACUUUGGCAAAUUCCAUCGACCAAAAGUCCUUAACAGACAGGUGGUGGUUUGCAUUUCCUUUACCCAGGAUCAAGUCCUCCAUACCAGGGACCAAGACCAGACUGCUGUUGUUCCGCUAACUCGGGCCCCACUGUCCUCAGAAAGCAGCUGCUGCCAUCAUGGGCAAUAUCUUUGGAAACCUUCUGAAGAGCCUGAUUGGAAAGAAGGAGAUGCGCAUCCUGAUGGUGGGCCUGGAUGCUGCCGGCAAGACGACCAUCCUGUACAAGCUGAAGCUGGGCGAGAUCGUCACCACCAUCCCCACCAUUGGGUUCAACGUGGAAACCGUGGAAUACAAGAACAUCAGCUUCACAGUGUGGGAUGUGGGUGGCCAAGACAAGAUUCGGCCUCUCUGGAGACACUACUUCCAGAACACCCAAGGCUUGAUAUUUGUGGUCGACAGCAAUGACCGGGAGCGAGUAAACGAGGCCCGGGAAGAACUGAUGAGGAUGCUGGCAGAGGAUGAACUGCGGGAUGCCGUGCUCCUUGUCUUUGCAAACAAACAGGAUCUGCCUAAUGCUAUGAAUGCUGCUGAGAUCACGGACAAGCUGGGCCUGCAUUCCCUGCGUCACCGCAACUGGUACAUUCAGGCCACCUGUGCCACCAGUGGAGAUGGGCUGUACGAAGGCCUGGACUGGCUGGCCAAUCAGCUCAAAAACAAGAAGUGAGAGCCAGCAGCCCUGUCCCAACUACCCUGUCGACCCCCAACACACCUGCUGCCUCCCUGCCCCGGCCUUGCUCCUUCCUUCCCAUUGCAAAUGUGGCCAGGGCCCUGGGCAUCAUGUCCGCAUGCCCAGGGAAAGCCUUGCCUGCCCUGCCCCCUCUCCUCGCCUCCAUUGCCCUGUCCACUGACAUGACCAGUCCCCAAUUGCUGUCCUGAUGAUGAAGCAUUCCAAUUUACUGGAUUUAAAACAAAACAAGGUUGUUAUGGUUUCAUGGGGUGGCCCCCUGUCUCUCUCCCCUCUGGGCUCGGGGAGGUAGGGUGGAGCAUUCUUUCCGUUUUCUUCGUUUGGCACUGGUUGCUGUGCCCUUGGCAUCUGAGUCUCUCCUGUCCCCAAGAGCCCCUCCCCGACUCCCUGUCUUCCUUUCCCUCAUCACCCUCUCCCUGCUGUACAUGGGAAUCGCACGGGCCUCUGUGUGUGCGUGCAUGUGUGCACCUGUAUAUACGUGUAUAGAGAGAUAUAUAUGUGGGAGCGGGGAAGGAGGGGCACGUGGAGUGGACACUGCCCGCUGCAGCCUGCUGUCUGCCCUGCUGUGCGGGUGAGGCCAAAGGCAGAAGGUUGGUAGGCUUUGGACAGGUUGCACUGCCCCAGCCUGGGACUGACCCCUCUCCUUUCCUCUCUGCAGGUAAGCCUUCCUGGGUAGGGCGGAUGCUAGGUUCUUUGCCACCAUCUUCCUUGCAGCUUUUCCUCACGCCCUUGUCAGGGGGUGUGUGGGAUGAUGUUUGUCUCUGCAUGGCUGCUGGUGGGAAGGAGAGAAGAAGCCACUCAUUGGUCAGCGCAGAGUGUCCCAUGGGUGUUCUGCCACCAUUCUCAGAAGAGGAACUUGAAGACAGGUGGAGUAGGGGGGCUUCAGGUGUCCCAUCUCCAUUCUCUGGCCAUAGGAGAGGGCGAGGCCAGGGUCAGCCCCCUUCCCGUCUCCCAGUGUCCUUCUGAGCAGCCCUGCUUAUCUUGAGGGUUGAGGGGUUCUGCUGGCCUCAUGAGGGCCAAGUGGGUGUUCCUAUGAGAGCUGUGGAGUAGGAUUGACGCAGCAAACCUCAAUAUUAAGCCCCCGUCCCCCAGCUCUCUUCCGAGUCCAGAAAGUGUUAAAGCAUAAGAAUUGUCUGUUGUUGCCAAGCCCUAGGUCCAUAAGUUAUCCCGUCCAUUCAGCAGCUGUCCCGACAGUCCUUCUUACACACUUCCUGUAAGUGGGUCUAGGGCUUGGAGUUCAGGAAAUGGGACCUAGCCAUGGCUGUUGGUGCUGGAGGGAUGUAGCCAUCUUCAGUCGGAACCUGAGCCUCCUCCCGCUGUUACCUGGUUGUGCACAAGCUGCUGCUACCACAUCUCUGUCCACAGGGGGCGCCCUUCCUGGAGGGCCUGACUCCUGGGCCAUUUCUACGACACUGUGGCUGCUGUGUGGGCUCCUGUGUGUGCUGGCUGCGCCCUGAGCUCUAAAACAGCUGCCCAUAACCUUUUUGCUAAGGUUGGCGGCCAGAGCCCCGCCACCCUUCAAAGGGACUCCUUCUCCGAAGGACUUGUCUCACAUCCGACUUUGGGGACCGGCUUCCUGCCACCUUUUCUACAGCAAGCAAAUCAGUACCCACAACCUCAGCCCAGACUAAACUGUGGGAGAGUGUCCGGGAGUGCCUCCCUCAGUGCCAGUGACUCUGCAGUGUUACCCAAGAUGCAGCAGGUCUGUGCAGUUAUCUUGUCUAGGCGUGUGUGUGUGUGUGUGGUGUGGUGUGUGGGACACGGGGGUUUAUUUCCAGAAUGCAUUCACUCCUCUGACCACACAGAUGCUUGGCACUGUGCUUUUUCAUUGCUGUUUCCUCGGGUUUUUUUUUUCUCUCCCGCCCCUGUGCCUCUCCUCUGAGAGCCUUUCUUUGCCUUGUCAGUGCAUUCGCUGCUGUUGCCUCUUUGUCUUUUUUUUUUUCCUUCUCCUAUUUAUAUUUAUGAUUACCCUCUCCGUGUUUUCAUAGUUGGUGAGGACCUCAACCCCUCGCCCUCUCUCUGUCCCUCUCUAAUUAGAUGCCAAUCCCAAGUAGGUUUUCCUCGUUUUAAACCUCUCCCACCUUUGUUGUGGCAGGUGUGUGUGGGGGUGCCAGGGACCAGUGUAGGGCAGGGGCGUUAGGAAGCUGCCUUGGAGUUUGCUACUUCCCAGCAGGAGGCAGUAGUGGCUUUGUGGUAGUGUCCCCUGGCUGCCUGGCCCUGGGCAGGGUGGCCAUUUCACUAGACAGCUCUUUCUGGGAUUGCGUUUCGUUCAUUUCUGCCCGCUCCCUCUCGCGCUGUGCUGCUGGAUUCAGUCUCAUGCUUUCCCUCAUUCCGGCUUUCUUCUUCCUCGGGGACCCCCCCUUCCCACUCACUUGACCAAGUUUGUGGUGUUACAGUGGUAACUGCAGUUCUGAACUGGUUUUUUUCUCUUUCUUCUUCCUCUGGAAUGUAGACUGUAUAUGUUGAAUUACUCACCCAUCUAUCCUUGCUCAAAACAUGGGAUGAUGCUAUGACUGUGACCCUGGUUGGAAAUUAAACUUGUUUUAUUCCGUUUGGA